This is a messenger RNA of Sphenostylis stenocarpa, 1296 nucleotides long. Lineage: Eukaryota; Viridiplantae; Streptophyta; Magnoliopsida; Fabales; Fabaceae. The record is from the annotation of a GenBank genome assembly.
AUGGCUCUGGCUUCCUCUGUUUCACUCUCUCCACUCUCGGUGCUUCUCUUUACCUUCUUCUUCUUCUUCAUCUUCUCCACUUCCUCCUCCGCCAACCAUGAUUCUUUCUCGUUCUCUUUCCCUCUGACCUCGCUUCCCCUCUCCACAGAGAAGCCUCUCAACACGAAUCCAAAACUCAGAACCCUUUCCUCUGCUUCCGACAACAUAAAAUCGUCGUUCAAGUACUCGAUGGCUCUGGUGGUAACCCUCCCCAUAGGGACCCCUCCGCAGCAUCAACAAAUGGUGUUGGACACGGGAAGCCAACUCUCGUGGAUUCAGUGCCAUAAACCAACGGCCUCGUUUGACCCUUCGCAGUCCUCCUCCUUCUACGUCAUCUCCUGCACCCACCCUCUCUGCAAACCCCGCGUUCCCGAUUUUACGCUCCCCACAACCUGCGACCAGAACCGCCUCUGUCACUACUCUUACUUCUACGCCGAUGGCACCUACGCCGAGGGCAACCUCGUCCGAGAAAAACUAACCUUCUCUCCUUCCCAAACCACCCCUCCACUUACCCUCGGCUGCGCCACCGAAUCCAGCGAUGCCAGGGGCAUCCUCGGAAUGAACCUCGGCCGCUUGUCCUUCCCCUCGCAGGCCAAAAUCACCAAAUUCUCGUACUGCGUGCCCACCCGACGAACCCAACCGGGGAACCUCCCAACCGGCUCGUUCUACCUCGGCAACAACCCCAACUCCGCACGCUUCCGUUACGUAAACAUGUUGACCUUUGGUCAAAGUCAACGUAUGCCGAAUUUGGACCCGUUGGCCUACACCGUCCCCAUGCAGGGAAUUAGAAUCGGUGGCAAGAGGCUAAACAUUAAUCCUUCAGUUUUCCGCCCCAACGCUGGUGGGUCGGGUCAGACCAUGAUAGACUCCGGAUCCGAAUUCACGUUCCUGGUCGACGAGGCCUACGAUAGGGUGCGGGAGGAGAUAGUUAGAGUGGCGGGUCCCAGGAUUAAGAAGGGGUACGUGUACGGCGGAGUGGCGGACAUGUGUUUCGACGGUACCGGGAGGGAGACAAUCGGACAUUUGAUAGGGGACGUGGCGUUCGAGUUCGAGAAAGGCGUGGAGAUCGUGGUUCCGAAGGAGAGAGUAUUGGCUGACGUGGGCGGUGGGGUCCAGUGCGUGGGAAUCGGGAGGUCCGAGAGAUUGGGUGCGGCCAGCAACAUCAUUGGAAACUUCCAUCAGCAGAAUCUAUGGGUGGAGUUCGAUCUGGCUAAUCACAGAGUAGGAUUCGGUGAGGCCGAUUGUAGCAGAUCGUAG